Molecule: messenger RNA, 1197 nt
Organism: Symbiodinium sp. CCMP2456
Lineage: Eukaryota; Dinophyceae; Suessiales; Symbiodiniaceae
Source: the annotation of a GenBank genome assembly
AUGGCGGCAGCAUGCCGUGCCAUUGGCCAGGCAUGCCAGCCCGUGGCUGCCGCGACCUCCGUCGUACGAAGUGCCCGUGGUCCCAGGCUGCCAACGCGAUGUGGAAACGUUACCGCGGAUGUGGACAUGCCUCAGCCAAUGCUUGAUUCCUGGAUGCUGCGCCCGCAAUGCACGAUGUUCCGUCAGUACCCUGGCUUGGCGAUGCUUUCUGACGAUGCAGCUACACCUGCACCGGUGGAGCAGGCUGCCGCAGCGGAGGCAUUGGAGGCGCCAGCCGUGCAAGAGACCUCCGAAAGGCCGGAGCCUGCAGAAGGCAUGCAGGACGAAGCUCAGGGCGACCCGCCAAAGGAAGAGAGGCGGAGGGCCCGCGAGCGCCGGGCUCCAGUCACAGCGGCUGCAAUGGUGAUGAGGGAUUAUGAAAUGCGCUUGCGAAGCCUGGAAGUGCAGUGCCGCGAGCUCAGCUCUCAGAAUGCGCGACUGUCCUCGGAACUCACGGCCGGAGAAGUGAAACAGCAGCAAGGCCGCGAGCUGAACCUUCGCCUGAGCCGUGAGGUGCAGGAACUGCGCAGACUGAAUGCAGAGGCGAACGAUAAGGUCAUGGCUCUUGAGGAGGAGCUUACAACACAACGAAACCUUCCAGUCGCUCAAACAGAUGAUGUUCAGCCGGUACUUCCUCUGACUUCCUCGCAUCUGCUCGAGGUUGUUGAGGUCGUGGAGCCACCCCCUGGCUUGGCUGGUCUUGAACCCGUGGCCAUGUCGCAGACCUAUGCCCCGAUUGAGGAGCCGGAGCUUUUCUGGGGCUGUGAACAGAUGCAGAUCUACUCCGCUUCACUCAUGCUCGCACACCGUGAUCUGGCUUUGACAGCCGAUCUGGGUCCCCCAGGUCUUGAGCACCCUGCCAUGGACGGCCUGAGAGCAGAGGAGGUGCCAGAUGUUAUUUCGCGGAAGAUUUGGCGGCCACGGAAACUUCAGUCUGACGGUAGCACGUUCCUCCCCAAUGUGCUGUCUGACGCUCUUGUGAUGACAAGCGUUGUCAGCGCGGUUGUUGCAAGAGUGAGAGUAGGACGGCUGUGUGCUUGCAGACGCAGGAUGACGCAGGGACAAGGUGAAUGGAAUCAGUAUGUACGAAUCGAAUCGAGGGUGCCUUGCCGUCGCAUUACUAGGCAGCUUCGACCUGCGUACUUCCUUGCCGUCUGA